GCAACAACAGCGACAGUACUGGUGUAUUUAAGAUUAAACACAGGAGGGAAGGACGCUGUGAAACUACACCAGAAAUAUAUUUAAUCAAAUGACAGCUUGGAGUUAUGGAAAUAUUCCUUAGACAAAUCAUUAAAGAGAUCCUCGCUUGACGUGGCUUCUGAUGCAGAAUCGGCUGUGAGCAUCAUCAGCAUCAAGCCGAGCACAGGUGCUUCAUCUCAAGCACUCCUCUCCUCUCAUCUCUGCUGGAUAGGAUGAGACGAUGGCUCGCAGGAGAGAUGAAGAUGAUGAGGAUGACGGACACAGGCUGAUAGAGGAAGAGGAUGCGCGUCCCAUCACAGACAGUAAGGAUAAGGACGAUCUGUCCCUGGACGAGAUUUUACAUCUGUACAAGCAGCCCAUCAACGAGGAGCAGGCGUGGGCUGUGUGUUACCAGUGCUGUCGCUCUCUUCUGGAGGAUUCUGCUGGUUCUGGAGGAGCGGGAGACUCCAUCAGGAUUUAUAAAGACGGAUCAGUGCGCUUUCACUCCGGAGGUGUGUGUGAUCCCAGCCGCUCCUGCACACAGGUGCUGGAGUCUCUGGGCGUGCUGAUCUAUAAGGCUCUGGAUUACGGGCUGAAGGAGAACGAGGAGCGAGAGCUGAGUCCCCCGCUCGAGCAGCUCAUCGACCUCAUGACCAACGUGACUGAGACUGAGAGCGACUCCUGCGCUGAUGAAGGAUACGACGCCACUGAGGAAGACGAGGAUGAGCGCCAGCGGGAUCCCGCCCACCCCGGCCGUAUCCGCGGCGUCCGUGACAUCAUCAAGCUGUGUGCUCUUCACCUGUCCACGCCGGCAGACGCGGCCGAUCAUUACCAGGCCGUGUGUCGAGCUCUGUACGCCGAGACCAAAGAGCUGCGCAGCUUCCUGGAGAAGAUCCAGAGCGCCAAAGAGAAUCUGCGUAAGAUGGAGGGAGACGCUGUUGAUGAACGUGGCAGGGAGCUAAACGAGCUGCAGAAUGCUGAUUGGCCGUGGUUCUGGACGCAGGUGAUGCGAGAUCUGAGGAACGGUGUGAAGCUGAAGAAGGUGCAGGAGCGGCAGUAUAACCCGCUGCCGAUCGAGUUCCAGCUCACGCCGUACGAGAUGCUCAUGGACGACAUCCGCUCCAAGCGCUACAAGCUACGCAAGGUCCUGGUGAGUGGAGAUAUUCCUCCAAGGUUAAAGAAGAGCGCUCAUGAGGUUAUUCUGGAGUUUAUCAGGUCCAGACCUCCUCUCAAUCCCGUGUCAGCGCGUAAACUCAAGCCACAGGCCGAGCGUCCUCCGAGUCUGCACGAGCGCAUCCUGGAGGAGAUCAAAUCUGAGAGGAAGCUGAGGCCCGUGUCGCCCGAUAUGAUCCGUAGAAGUCGAUUCGCCGUUCGGCCUCUUAGCAUGUCUCAGAGUUUUGAUUCGUCAGAUGUGUGCUCCUCAGACGGGGCGAGGAAGGCCUCCAGCACGCUGUCGUUGGCCAAUGGCGUGUCUCUUCAGCAGAACGUCUCCAGCGGCUUUCAGAGGAAAAGACUUCAAGCUCCGACUCUGUCUGAACUGGACAGCUCUGAUUCAGACGAUGAGACUGUAGGUCAAAGGUCAGCCAGUUGCUCCAGCAUCUCCACAUCCAUGGUGGACGACACAUCGCCAGAAUCCGUCCUGGGCAAGAAAACUCCGCCCAUGUUCCUGCCCAUCUCGUCCACGCCGCAGCCGGAGAGACGUCAGCAAGCCCAGCGCCGCCACUCCAUCGAGAAGGAGACGCCCACCAGUGUGCGUCACUUCCUGCCGCCCUCCAGACACAGCUCCAGAUCCCUAGAGGAGUUUUGUUUCCCGGUGGAGUGUCUGGCUCUGACCGUGGAGGAAGUGAUGCACAUUCGGCAGGUUUUGGUCAAAGCCGAACUGGAGAAGUUCCAGCAGUACAAAGAUAUCUACAAUGCCAUGAAGAAGGGGAAGCUGUGCUUCUGCUGCCGAACCAAACGGUUUUCCUUCUUCACCUGGUCCUACACCUGUCAGUUUUGUAAAAGGCCUGUCUGUUCACAAUGCUGUAAAAAAAUGCGCCUCCCAUCAAAGCCUUAUGGAAGUCUCCCAAUUUACUCUCUGGGUCCGUCCACAUCGAGUCUGAAACGGGACGCAUCCAGCCGAAAGCCAGAGAAGCCCAGUACGAGCCAGCAUCGAGCCAGCCUACAGCGCACAGUGUCCAGAUUAUCUAAGCACACGCGGCAGUCGUCCUCGUCUCAGGAGGACAUGGAACUCCCGAAAGAGCUGAUGGAGGACUGGAGCACCAUGGAGGUCUGCGUCGACUGCAAGAAGUUCAUCUCCGACAUCAUCGCCUCCAGCAAGCACAGCCUGUCUCUGGCCAACAAGAGAGCGCGCUGGAAACACAAGACGCAGUCCUUAAUCAUGGCGUCCGAGACAAGCGCAGAAUACCGGCCUUCUGAGCGAACUAUCAAUGAGGUGUAGACGCCGCCGAUGGGUCUGGAUGCUGGAUGCUUGUAGAUUAGGACGGGUCAGGGCCAAUAAACUCUUAUGGAUGUGUAGCAGUUCUUCCACACACACAACAUGGGUUGUUUUUAUUCUGUGCUGUAGAUAUGUGCUUACAUAUUGACAUCUGCCUAUAGUCAAUCAUAUGAACCAAUGUGUCUCUUUCAAACCAAUCAGCUUUCUCUUGGUGACUCUGCACGGUAAAUUCUGGUCAAAACCACUCUCAAAGGACAUUAAUGUAUUUAUUCAUGCCCUCGGUUUAUUAAUAUUUUCUCUCAAUUUAGCUAAAUAAGAAUUUGUUCUCAGGGUUUUUGUUCUUUCAUGUUGUAAAAUUGUGCCCAUGUUCUAAUUUGUUCUCUCUUUUUGAAUUAAAACGGAGGAACAAAUUAAUAGCCACUAUUUAAUAUAAAACAAGAGAAUUAAUUCUUAGUUUGUAGCAGGUUGAUUGAAAUUAUAAAACAAAGUAAUAAGACCUGGGAACGAACAAUACAUAUAUAUUGCGACUGUAAACAUGACUGCACCUAAACUAAUUAAAAUGAUUUCUCAUUGGGCUUUUCCAAACUUGAAAUAGUCGAGUCAACUCUGGAACAAACCUACAUGAUACAGCAGGGUUGCCAGGUUGUCAUAACAAAACCUGCCUAAUUGCA
Messenger RNA from Carassius gibelio (silver crucian carp), 3126 nucleotides. RefSeq names its product spire-type actin nucleation factor 1b (gene spire1b). The coding region runs from base 260 to 2458 and encodes 732 amino acids. The transcript is spliced from 18 exons. Gene Ontology annotation, cellular component: cell cortex; cytoplasmic vesicle membrane. Lineage: Eukaryota; Metazoa; Chordata; Actinopteri; Cypriniformes; Cyprinidae. The record is from RefSeq and is a predicted model, not a curated record. Gene Ontology annotation, biological process: actin filament network formation; actin filament polymerization; intracellular transport. Gene Ontology annotation, molecular function: actin binding.